Messenger RNA from Trichoplax adhaerens, 774 nucleotides. RefSeq lists its product as uncharacterized. The coding region runs from base 1 to 774 and encodes 257 amino acids. Gene Ontology annotation, cellular component: spindle pole; centrosome. The record is from RefSeq and is a predicted model, not a curated record. NCBI's taxonomy places the organism in Eukaryota, Metazoa, Placozoa, Uniplacotomia, Trichoplacea, Trichoplacidae. The transcript is spliced from 7 exons.
AUGACGGAUGAAUUAUUUAACUUGGUAUCUGAUCUCUGCUAUGCUUUCUUAUCUCUUAAUUGCUUUGACUGUAUGGGAUUAGUAUCGUUGCCUGAUAAAAAAGUAAUGUCAAGAGUCGAAAGCGAACUCCCUCAUUCAUCAGUAUCCUCGAACACUAAGAAGGUAUUGAGGGAGAAGCAACUUCACCAUUACAACUUUCAAUUAGAGAGUGAGCGUGAAUUAAAAGGGGGCUAUAUGCAUCCGGAAACUAGAGCUCAGAUAAUAGAAGCGCAGAAGAAACAGCAAGCGAUGGUUAAUAUUAUGAAGAAAGACAUCCGCCUUAAUCGUAGACUGCGCGAUUAUAAGGAAAGGUGUCGUAGUGAACAAGCAAUGAAAUCACAAAUUCAUAACAAUCGGAUAUCAUCAGCUCUUGCUCGUCGUUACUACCAGGACUAUGUUGUAAAUCAUAGAGCAAAAAUGCAAAAAAGAAGAACAAAAGAAGAAAAGAUAUUUAAAGAUACAUUUGAAGAAGCUUUGAAGAUACAGAAAGAAUAUCUUCAAUAUAUGACAAAGUAUACGAAAGAGCAAAGGGAAAUUCAUGCGAAGCAACGAAGGAAUGAAUUGGAAUCUCUCGAAAAUUAUUAUCGUGAUCAAUUUGCUAUGCUAUCAGAGAAAGUUUCUCGCCAAAAGGAUGAAUUAAAAAUCAAAGAGAAGGAGCACAAUAGAUCAAUCUUAGUUCAUGUAGUCGCAUUAGAGAUGAUUGCCGAGGCCUUUGCCAAUCUACGUAAAAAAUAA